GGCCUGGAAAUAUGAUUCCAGGGCACAGAUUUUCAUGCUCUGAAACCCGGGAAAUUGUCUCAUACACUUCUGUUCUUUGCCAUCAGAUAUUUGAACCUAACACCGAUCAGGUCAGUGCUGGGGGAUCUUUUUGUAAGCAGCUUGACGAGAAAACCGCUGAGUUAUUCAAAGGACCUAAUAAGGUUUGAUUAUUAGCAUUGCAGCAUGUGGGUAACACACCUGGUAUCUUUGGUUCUUCUGGCUGCUGCAGCCUCGGCCGCCACUUCUGCAUCAGCAGACAAAGUGUUGAGUAACCAUGCCAACAUUCUGGCUGACAGCACUGCCAACUUGGCUUUCAGUCUCUACCAAAACAUGGCAAAGGAGAAAAAUGUAGAGAACAUCAUCAUUUCCCCUGUAGUAGUGGCCUCCUCUCUGGGUCUGGUGGCUCUUGGGGGAAAGGCCUCCACUGCCUCUCAGGUAAAAACCAUCCUGAAUGCAGCUAAAGUCAAGGAUGAGCAGCUGCACUCGGGUCUGGCCGAACUGCUUAUGGAGAUAAGUGACCCAAAGACCCGCAAUGUUACCUGGAAGAUUAGCAACCGCCUAUAUGGACCCAGCUCCGUCACCUUUGUGGAUGAGUUUGUCAAGAGCAGCAAAAAGCAUUAUAACUGUGAGCACUCCAAGAUAAACUUCCGAGAUAAGAAGAGUGCUGUGAACUCCAUCAAUGAGUGGGCAACCAAGUCGACUGAUGGCAAACUGCCUGAGGUCACCAAGGAUGUAGAAAAGACUGAUGGGGCGAUGAUCAUCAGUGCUAUGUUUUUCAAACCUCACUGGGAUGAGCAGUUCCAUGAUAAGAUGGUGGAUAACCGUGGAUUCAUGGUGUCCCAUAGCUACACUGUUUCAGUACAGAUGAUGCACCGCACAGGUCUCUUUUGGUUCUAUGAUGACACAGCCAAUAAAUUAUCUAUCCUGAGCAUGCCUCUAGCUCAUAAGAAGUCCACUGUGGUAUUCAUCAUGCCCCACCAAGUGGAACCUCUGGAUAGACUGGAGAAGAUGCUGACCAAGAAGCAGGUGGAUAAAUGGCUAGGCAUGCUACAGGAGACAGCCACAGCUGUGUCUCUACCCAAAGUCAGCAUGGAAAUCAGUCAUGAUCUUCAGAAACAUCUCCAUGAACUGGGCCUGACAGAGGCUGUGGACAAAUCUAAAGCAGACUUGUCCAAGAUCUCUGGGAAGAAGGACCUCUAUCUGUCCAGUGUUUUCCAUGCCUGUGCGUUGGAAUGGGGCACUGACGGAAAUGAAAUUAAUAUCAGCAUCUUUGGCACAGACAAGCUCAGGAACCCCAAACUGUUCUACGCUGACCACCCCUUUAUUUUUCUAGUAAAGGACCAGAAAACAAACUCCAUCUUGUUCAUUGGCAGGAUGGUCAGACCAAAGGGUGAAAAGAUGAGAGAUGAAUUGUAACCAUGUGUUGACCUCAGGGUCUAAGUUAGAUGUUUGACUGUGUGCAUGAGUGUAGAUUUUCUACUGCAACAUGCUGAGAAAAAAAAUGAGAAAUGAAGGGUACAUUUGAUACUGUGUAAGAGCACUCCUCUUUGUCACAUGGAAAUAACAUUCCAUAAUACCCAACUUAAAUAUUUUGUCCUGUGAUUUCUGAGCAAGUCAAUGUGCACAUCUUUGAAUUUGGGACAGUAUUUAAUAAUGCAAUGUGCGUGUUUGUUUUUAUGAUGGCAGAUCAUAUUAUGGACUGAAGACUUAGGUUAAGUAUGACUUAUUAAAUUUUGUUAAAGCAAAAUUUAAAUGGAGCAGCAUUAACGUCAAGAUGUGUACACAGAAUAAUGGGUUCUAUUGUCAUCAAAUCUUAAAUUAUUUAUGUAAAAUGUUCACAUCCUGCUGCUUCUUAUUUUGUGCCCAUUCUUUCUGCUAACUGUUUUUCUCUGUGUUGAUCUAUGCCAAAUGCAAUUCAAUAUGUACACACAAAUUACCAAUACAAACUACAACUGUUACAAACUUCCUGUUUUUUGCAAUUAAAAAAAAAAAAAGAGCUUGCUGUUAUCCUUAUUUUAGGAUCCUGACUUUUACUCUGUGGUCUAAAGGAUAUCUGAUUUGCUUGUGUGGACCGGGCACUUUGGCCUAAGGCAGGCAGGAUUUUACAGGGCUAUAUUAGCUGAAAAUUCCACUGAGGGUGAUCAUAUGGCCUUCUGGACAGCUCUACUUUCAAAGGAGAUGAUACAGAGUUGCAAAAGUGUACACUAUAGUGGUACACAUGGCCUAAGAAUGCAUAAACUAAGACUACAUAAAAGGACGUCUGGAUUUAUGACACAUGUAGAAAAAAUAACAUCUCAGACAAAAGUCACGUAUUUCAUUGUUAACUAACGGAUUAAUUCAUUCUGUCAUUUUCAACACAGCAAACAGCGUUUUUGCAUGAACUACACUACUUAAUGAGUCAUACAACUGCAGCAGGAGUUGUUAAUUGCCCAGCAUUUCACAUGAACAUAAAGGAGCUAUGGUAUGUACAGAUGUAUCAGUCCCCUGCUAUGAUACAGAUUUGUGUUUGACGUUUUCCCAGCCUGCUGUUUUAUCACCACUGUACAACCUGCUUAGCUUGUGUCACUGGCUUGUUUAUUGAGACUGUAUUGCCUUGUGGUUGACCAGUGUUCCUCUUUUGCUUGAACUGUGUGACACAUUUCUGUCCAGUUAUUGCUGAUGUAGUAAUGAAGUCUUGAAUUGAAACUUUGUUAUUUAUUGUUGCUAUGGCAAUCCACAUUCAGAUGUGUACAGGAAGAGAAGCAGUUGGUUUUUUCUGGUUUUCUUGCCUGCCUGUAUCUUUUUCUUUGUCAACAUACAACAUGCAAACCCAUAUGCAUUGUGUGUAUAUUCAUUCAUUAAAAAGUGGGA
Molecule: messenger RNA, 2871 nt
Organism: Archocentrus centrarchus (flier cichlid)
Lineage: Eukaryota; Metazoa; Chordata; Actinopteri; Cichliformes; Cichlidae
Gene: serpinh1a
Product: serpin peptidase inhibitor, clade H (heat shock protein 47), member 1a
Exons: 5
Coding region: 205-1437 (410 amino acids)
Biological process (GO): collagen fibril organization; negative regulation of endopeptidase activity
Cellular component (GO): endoplasmic reticulum
Molecular function (GO): serine-type endopeptidase inhibitor activity
Source: RefSeq, a predicted model, not a curated record